This is a messenger RNA of Adineta steineri, 2001 nucleotides long. Lineage: Eukaryota; Metazoa; Rotifera; Eurotatoria; Adinetida; Adinetidae. The record is from the annotation of a GenBank genome assembly.
AUGCCUAAUAAUUAUGAAAAAGAUAAUAAUAUUAAUAAUGCAGCAAUUGAUAUGUUGAUGAAAUUUGGUGAUGUUAAAAAUGCUGAAGGUCUGUUUAAAAUAAUUAAGAAAAAAGAUAUUAUCACCUAUGGUGCUAUGAUGAAAGGAUAUGGCGAAAAUAACAUGAAUGAAAAAGUAUUAGAUUUAUUUGAACAAAUACCUUUAGGUAUUAAUGAUGUCAUUUAUACAAUUAUUUUCAAUGCAUGUGCUCAACUUUGUAAUGAUCGAGCAACACAAAUUGGAAAAAAACUUCUCGAUGAAAUGCCUAAGAAAUUUAUACAGAAUAAUUAUAUUUAUAAUUCAGCAAUAGAUAUGUUAAUGAGAUUUGGUGAUGUUCAACGUGCUGAAGAUCUGUUUAAAAUGAUCGAAAAAAAGGAUAGUAUUAGUUAUGGAACUAUGAUACAUGGAUAUAAUAUAAAUAAUGAACCAUUAAAAAGUUUAGAACUAUUUGAAGAAAUGAAAGAAAGUGAUAUAAAUGUUGAUGUAACUGUAUUAAUCAUGAUAAUUGGUGCUUGUGCACGAAUUGGUAUGCUUUCAAUAUGUCAAUCAGUUGUUGCUCAAAUUCCUUUAGAUUUAUAUAAAAAUCGAUGGAUAUGCAAUUCGUUAAUUGAUAUGUGGGGAAAAGCUGGUUCAAUUAAAAAUGCUCAAGAGAUUUUUGAAUCAAUUGAUACACCUGAUAUUAUAACAUAUACUUCCAUGAUUAAUGCGUUUGGGCUUAAUCGAAUGGGUUUAGAAGCUACUGAUUUAUAUCGAAAAAUAUCUAAUAGUUUACAUGAUGAAAUUUUAUAUAUUUGUGUAUUGAAUGCAUGUUCUCAUUCGGGUCUUCUUGAUGAAGCUUAUUCAAUCUUCAAUGAGAUUCAUCAUAAAACAGCAAAAAUUAUUACUACAAUGAUUGAUUGUUUAAGUCGUCUGUUUUUAUUUGAUGAAGCACAAAAAUUAAUCGAAGAUUAUGAAAAGUCUAAUCCACCUUAUUCAGCUAUGUAUACGGCUAUAUUAUCUGGUGCACGUAAUUCUCGUAAUUCUAUUGUAUCAGAAAAAAUCUAUGAAAGAAUGAAAUUAUUAUUUCAAAAUGAAAAAGAUACUUUAAUAUCAGGUUCAAUUCUUUUAUCCAAUAUUUAUUCUUCAUUAGGACAACAUGAAGAAGCACAAAGUAUUCGAUUAAAUCGAAUUAAAGAAGUAGGAAAAAAGGUUCAACCUGGCUUAGCAUGGACUGAAAAGGAUGGUGAAAUAGCACAAUUUACAGCUCAUGAUCAAUCUCAUUGUCUAUCAAAAGAAAUUUAUGCUGAAGCUGAACGUAUAUCAUGUGGACUUACUGAACAUGGGCAUAAAUCUGAUUCAAGUUGGAUCACGCGUCCAUUAGCAGAAACUGAAACAAUUCAAUCUGUUUUGUGUUCUCAUAGCGAAAGACUUGCAAUUGCCUUUCAUUUUAUUCAAGGAAGAAAACCAUCAUUUAUUCAAAUUACAGAAAAUCUUCGCGUUUGUGGUGAUUGUCAUCAAGCUACAAAAUUAAUUGCUAAAAUUCGCCAAUAUGUAACCAUACAUUUACAAAAAACUUUCACUCGUCAAUCAUAUGAAAAAGGAGUUGUAAUUAUUCGAUGUGAUUCAUGUACAAAUCUUCAUUUAAUUGCCGAUAAUUUAGGUUGGUUUAAAGAUCUAACAGAGAAUGGAAAAUUCAAAAAUAUUGCUCAAAUGCUUCAAGCAAAAGAUGAAACUAUAUAUCGCAUAGCUGUUGCUCCUACUGAUGAUGAAUCAACAUUAAAAGAAGUAGAAGUAGACGAAAAAAUAAAAAUAUUACCAUUGAGUGAUGAUUCAAAUCUUAUACAAAAUAUAAUUAAAAAUGAAUUAAAUCAAAUUGGAUCUGGGUUUUGGAAUGUUUGUAGUUGUUUUCGAAUUCUUGCUAAACUUAUUGAUAUUGAACCACAAAUGUCAUUUAUUCAAUUACAUUACAGAAAAUUUUCUUAA